Molecule: messenger RNA, 646 nt
Organism: Pundamilia nyererei
Lineage: Eukaryota; Metazoa; Chordata; Actinopteri; Cichliformes; Cichlidae
Gene: gtf2a2
Product: general transcription factor IIA, 2
Exons: 4
Coding region: 173-508 (111 amino acids)
Biological process (GO): transcription initiation at RNA polymerase II promoter
Cellular component (GO): transcription factor TFIIA complex
Source: RefSeq, a predicted model, not a curated record
ACGUAGUCAGAGUGACAAUUAUUUCGAAAAAUCUUAGCGGAAGUGUGUUGUUAGCUUUUUAGCUUGUGGUCGUUCAGGCUGUUGUUGUGGAGGGAAGCAGUUAGCUCCGAUUGCUCGUCCUGUGUUUGGAGGAUAGUUCGCUGCUGGUUUUCGCUCAUUCGGAGUUUCCAUAAUGGCGUAUCAGCUGUACAGGAACACGACGCUGGGAAACAGCCUGCAGGAGAGUCUGGACGAGCUUAUACAGACUCAGCAGAUAACUCCUCAGCUCGCUCUUCAGGUCCUCCUCCAGUUCGAUAAAGCCAUCAACACAGCGCUCGCCAACCGAGUCCGCAACAGGGUCAAUUUCAGGGGAUCUCUGAACACAUACAGGUUCUGCGACAACGUGUGGACGUUCGUUCUGAACGACGUUGAGUUCAGAGAGGUCACCGAGCUCGUGAAGGUCGACAAGGUCAAGAUUGUCGCCUGUGAUGGAAAGAGCGAGUCGACCCACAACAAAACUGAUAAAUGAUUUGGGCGGCCGGCUCUCUGGGAGUUCCUCUGUGGGACAAAGUCCCGGAUGGACCUGGACUGUACAUAUAAUUUAUUACAGCGGUCACCUGUGUGGGUGUGUGCGGCAGUUUGCUUUGUUUUUUAUUGUUUACGGAAG